CGUUGACCCACUUCCAAAGCAAAACAAUCUGUUCUUCAGCCUUCAGGUAACAACAGUAUAAUUGAGUUUUCACACUAAUGGAAGAAGAAGAAGAAACGGAUAGAAUAAGUAUACUAGCUGGGGCUGUGUCUCCCACAGGUAGCGCAUCUUCCACAAUGCUGAGCAGCUUGGAAACUAGUCCUGACCCCAUUGGAAGCCCAGAGGAAUGCUCUAGCUCUGAGUCCAUGAUACAAAACUCCCCUAGAGACUCUCAUAACAUGUCCAGGCGAUCGCGAAAACAAGGGGAGAAGUUAAGACGAGAGAAACUAAACAGCCUUGUAUCGCAGCUUGCGGAGGAAAUUCCUAUGGUGAAGCAUGCUCACAGACGCCUCGACAAGUCCGCCAUUCUCCGCCUAACUGUCAACUUUAUGAAGCUUAACCUAGGUUUGAAACAGAAGUUGUCCAGGACACACACGAUCCAUGAGAUUGGCUUGCUGAGUUGGAUAAAGAGGGUCACGAGAAACACGAUGUUUAUAAUAUCUUCUUGUGGUACCAUCCUUUACGUGUCUCCUAAAGUACUGGAUAUAACCGGCUUCCACCAGACAGACAUGAUUGGGUUUCAUAUUGACAAGUUUGUUCACCCCGAGGAUGUAGAAGUUUUGAUGGGCCAGUUUGUAAAUGGCCCAAAAUCGCCUGUCUUUACGGCUAUGUUUAAGUCAGACGGUGAAAAUACCUUACCAGAGUAUUUGGAGCAGCUAGAAGGGGAAGGUAACUGCUUCUUUGUACGCUUCCUGCAGUCGUUAAAGAAGAAACAACGCCUAGAAGGUGCCCCGGAGUACGAGACCAUGAUGGCUCACACACACUGUGAACAACAUUCCUACCUCAACACAGAAAACGAAUUAUGGCUGAUAACAGUGGUGAAGCCUUUGAAGCAAGAACUCGUUUGUGAGGUUGAAACGAAGAUCGCCGAGUUUACCCGCAAUGAUGAGUGGGCCACCAUGCAUGAUAUGGACAGCAAAAUUGUUGCCCAGGAUAACAGGUCCGCCUUGUACAGCGGGUUCAUGCCGAGUGAGGUGGUUGGAAAGAUGCCAUUUGCCUUCAUAGACGACUCAGAUCUGGAAUCUGUUGCCCUCAGUCAUCAAAUUAUCAUGAAGGAUGGUGAGAUUGCAUCUACGGUAUUCCGCAUGAAGAAUGUGAUGAACACCCCACUCUACAUCAGAUCUCAGUCCAUCAUCGUCCUCGACAAGUGGACAAAGAAACCCAAAGGCAUUAUGAGCAUCAACAGGGUUCUUACAGAAGAGGAGGGGAUAUUUUUGUUGGAGCAGCAGAAAAAAAAAGUGACAGACCAUUUUUUAAUGGAAAACCAGUCUGGGGACAGUGAAACAGACAACCAUUCUGAAGCUGGGUCUGAUCAGACGGAAGUGUAUGGGAAGGAGUGUACAUGUGGUGGUGAUCCCAGGAACACUGAUGUAUUGUGCAAAGUCCACAUGCCACUUGGGAAACCACUGUGUGAGGUUUACGAGCUUAGGGCCAAGCAGAUUUGGGAUGACUUUGAAAGUAGUUCUUUAGAUAGUUGCUCAAACAUCUCUGCAGGGGUGGAGAAACGAGCUUUCGAGUGCUUAGGUUCAGAUGAAAAUGUUACUAAAAAAUAUAACAAGCUCAUAUCAAAGAGUGUCUGUGACACGGAUGCCCCUGUUAGCAGGAGGGAUGUGCCUUCUAGAUAUCUAAGGGAAGUGCCUUCUAUGUCACUGAGGGAUUUGUUAAGUCUGGGCUUACCAGUAGCAGCAACUCAAAACUCUAUUAAUCAAAUGAAUACCACAGAAAACAAUACUCUAGAAAAAGUGAAAUCCUUACCGCUUUUAAAAAACCUUCUGAAAAAGGAAGAGAACAGCCUGGCUAAAUAUAAAGGGGGAAGUGAAGUGUCUAUGGGGAGCUUAGAUAGUCAUUUGAGUGAUAGUGCGUGUUCAAACUUUUCUGACCCCCAGUCAGAGCAUAGACGGGCAGACAUGCAGGAUUCCUUCAGCUUGGACAGUCCAAACCAAGCAAAUUCAGAGGAGAAUGUGCGUUUGAACAGCUUUAACAUUGCAAAUAGUACAGAUGUUCAGUCCCCAACCGUAGGUUCAAGCCAAUACGAGAACGUAAAGUGCAGAUUUGCCUCCCAGCUGCUCAUGAAGCAUGUCAAGCUACGGGAAACGCUCGACAACCAGAAAUCUAACCUUGAAUAUAUACGAGGUGUCAUCCAGGGCAGUGAGAACAACAUAGAGCUGGACAUCAGUCAAAUAGAGCUUCACAGGAGUUUGAUGAUGAAACUCAUGGCUGCCGAGAACCAUGUGGACGCCCACACCAAGCUCCUGCAAGACCUGGAACAAGAAAUGAGUCUGCUGUGAAAACAGCAAAGGAAAAGCACAUGAAUGAAACAUUGCAGCAAAUACAUGUAUUUGGUUGUAUUAUCUUACCAUAUCCAGUCAGGAGAUUCAUUAGUUGUCUGGUGUUGCAUGAUAUUGUUGUAAAUUAAAUUUUUGUCACAAAUUAAAUUUUUGUAACAAGAUCUCGUCAGUUAUUAUAAUUUUUUUAAUAGUAGGUCAUGUGUUUUGAUUUUCAUCCCAUUACUAGUCAUAUAUUUUCAUGGUUAAUCUCUGUGGUAAUACUUUAAGCUGUAUUAUACAUUGAUGUGAGAAUAUAAUUUUCAUGAAGUUGAGCAUUCUGUAGUAAAAGAAUUGAGCAACUGUGUUUUAGGAAUUCAUGUACAAUAACUAAAGUACGUGAAAGCUAAAUAGAAAUGUGUUCUACUUUGACUGAAAUGUAUUUAUUUAUGUGACUUGUAAAUGUGUUCAUUAAAACAGAUAUAAAAGACAGCAAUUAUUAUUGAAAGUUAACGAAGCAUAUUAUAAUGACAUUGAUAGAAGAUUUUAUGGAUUAUGAAAAAAUGUCACUUGACAAUUUAAAUAUUAAUAUGUAAGAUUUUUAAAUAAAUUGUUUAGAUUCCACAUGGUGAAGCUGUGUGAUAUGGUGAUUACAAAGUGUUUUUGUUAAUUUCUUAUGUAUGGAAAACGACAUGAAAUCUGAAACAUAUUGUUUAGAGUGCUAUAUUGUCAUGAUAAUAUUAUGAAAACUUGUGUUUUGAAUUAUGAUAUAGAAGUUUAAACAAAAACAUGUCACAAAUUUUAUGAUUUAAGUGAUUACAGGGUAUUUUUUUAUAUACAUGUAUUGUCAAGUAACACUUGCAUUUCCACUGUAUUUAGUGAUAUUUUCCAUUAAAAGGAACUUGAUUGAUUUUCUUCUUUACAAGUUCACUGUUACUGUUCACUAUACUGUUCCAUUAAUAAAAGCACAUUUAAAGAUAUCAGCAUCCUAACUGUUGAAAACUAUUUGGAAAUGUAUUUUACUAUGUAUGUGUUCAAUGUUUUUUGUUGUCCAUGAGACGGACAUGUUAUACUUGGACAUAUAAUAAACAACACCUGUAGUAACAAUGUAUACAAAUAUUCUGACAGUAAAUCCAAAAACCAUUUUGUACUUUGUGCUGUGUAAUUGCUCAUUGAAUCCAAUAAAAUAUUGCUCAAUAUCUCAUGAAUGGAUUAAAUAUCAUUUUGUUAUUUUUCUUUUGAAAUCAAGCCAAUAUUUAUAACAUAUCUUGUAAAACAUUUUCUAUUCAAAGAUAAUUAUUUUUUUCAAGGGAAACAUUCAUGUGUUUUAAAGCUGCACUCUCACAGAUUGAACAUUUUUUGACAACUUUUUUAUUUUUUGUCUUAGGACAAGCCAUUUUGUGAAAUUGCCUGGAAACCAGUUAUAUAAGACAGCUGACAAAUAAUAGAUCGCAGAUUUUUAUAUUUCAGUUCAAAAAUUGAUGUUUUAUGCAAUUUUCUUAAACCGUUAGUAACGGUUUAUGCCAUACAACAUUAAUUUUCGAACGGAAAUAUGAAAAUCUUCAAUCUGAUCUUUUGUCAGCAAUCUUUUAUCAUUGGUUUGCAGAUAUUUAUGCAAAAAUUGCUCUUUCCAAGACAAAAAAUAAAAAAGUUGUAAAAAUGGUAUAUCUGUGAGAGUGCAGCUUUAAAGUGUACUGUAUGUUGCUUUAGCUAUUGACUCCACAUAAUUAAAGCUCUAAGCCAAGCCAAGCCAAGCCAAGUUUUAUCAUUCAAACAUGAUGCUAAUUUGUUGUGCCAAAAUAAAUAUUUAGUCAUAAAACAUAUUUUUAAAAUUACCUUUAAUAUCUUAGAAAUGUUUCUGUGCUCAACAUUAUGAAUAUGUUACUGAUAUUGUUAACGUUUCGAAAUUUUACUAUUUUGGUGUUACUAGCCUGUUUUGAAUAUCUAUUUUGAAUACGAUAUAUUUACUGUGUUUUAUUUCAUAUCAUGAUUAUGACUUUUAUAAUGUUGGUUAUACAUAUUUGGAAGUUUAUUUAAGAAAUGUUUAGUAGACUGAAAAGUUUAGAGUUUUCUCUCUAUAUAAUAUAUAUAUACAUAUGAUAAUUUGUUUUUACUUUAUGAUUGUAAAUUUCUUGUGUGUUGACUAAGCAUAUAAGUCACUAUUUACUAUUAACAUUUCAAAAAAUGAUGUGUAUAGCUCCACAUUCCAUCCAUCUUACUAAAACAAAACAUGUUUGUAUUUAUCAUUUUAGGCCUAAAAAGUUUAAUGUUUUUUAUUCCACGUGCCUCACCGACCCAUUUUUAGCUCGACUAUUCAAAGAAUAAGGAGAACUAUACUACUCACCCAAGUGUUGGCGUCGACAUCACACCUUGGUUUAGGUUUUGCAUGCAAGCACAUUUAAGUCAUUAUCUCAGUAAAUACAUCAUGUAUUGCAUUGAAACUUUAGAUAUGUAUUCCCAACUAUCUAACCUACUAAAUUAAUGAAGUUAGAUAACACAUUUUUUUGAUAUAAUGCAAAUUAUGGGCCUAUUAUUUGACUUAGAAAUUCUGGUUAAGGUUUUGCAUGUAAGCACACAUUGCUUAAUAUCUCAGUAACUUCUUGGUGUAUUGCAUUGAGACUUUAUACAAUAGUAUUCAACCACCCAACCUACUUGAAUAACCAAGUAAGAUAACUCUUGUUUGCAUUAAAUUCAAAUUAUGGCCCUGUGUUAUUCGACAAAGAAAUUCGAAUACAUCAUGUAUUGCAUUGAAACUUUAUACACAGACUCCCAGCAAUUCUGCAAAUAAUGGCCCUUUAUUAUUGGACUUAGAAAUUCUGGUUAAAAUUUUGCAUGUAACCACAUUCAUGUUAAUAUCUCAGCAAAUACAUCAUGUAUUGCAUUGAAAUCUAAUCUAAUUUUACAGUGAUCCAUGUUUCGCCAAAACUUUUCAAUCUUUACACUGAAAAGCAGCGUAAUAGUCCAGCGCGCUGUCCCUGUGACAGCUCUUGUUUUCCUCACAACCCUACAUUUUUUUGCCAUAGUGUGCAUUUAUUUUCAUCAUUUGCCUUAAACAUGAGCAUUAGCAUUAUUUGAGUGAACAUGUUAAAAUUUUGCCAUUUUGUAUUAAACAUUUUCUACAACAAAGAUUUAUCCUGUAUAAAACAAAAAAAAUAUAUGACUACCUACCUUCUCUAUUGUUUUUGGAGAUUUAAAAAAGCACAUUAUUUUGCCUUACGAGGCUUGUAGUGUAGAAUAAGACUGGUUCUGUACAUCAAGCAUGCACCCUAGGCUGUCUCUGUGCUCAAGUUGAAUGGGGCCAGGUUCGGGGCCCUUCCAACAGCGAAUUUUGCCAGAACGAAGGAAAUUCGAAUUAACGCAAAUUAUUCUUACUGGAGGUAUUCUAAAAUAAAAUUAAGUGUUUCUUUGCUAAUGUAUUUCAGGUUUUGAUCAAUUUUUCUCUUCACAUUUUUUUUUGAUGGGGAUUAAGCAACAGAAAGACAGCACUGCACCUUGUUGUAUAAAUAUUGAAAAUUACUUAUACAUUUAAAAUGUCAGGAUAUGUUUAGAGGAUAAUUCUGAAAAAUGUUAUAGAAUACAUUGUAGCUAUGUUCGAAUGGUCACAUUUAGCCCAUUGUAUUGUGUAUUGCAUCUGUAUAUUUGAGUGUGUUAUAACCUGAAAAAUAAAUCAAUUGAUAAGUCAAGUGUUACUCACAAGAAAAUAUUGUCUUGUAAUACCUUAAAAGAAAGAUUAUCAUAGCUGUGACAAUUUAGUAACAAAAGCAUUUCUAAAAUACAUGUUCCACCAUCAACCUUAAUUUGCCAUUAUAUUUGUACAAUAUUUGAAUUUUAUAUUAAUAAUGUUAUACUGAAUCUGUUAUUGAUUGGUCUAUUUGUUUGUACCAAGAGGAUUGGCUUUAAAUUUCGGAAAACCAAAUGAUGAUUGGUUACAGAUUUACUGUAGAACAGCUCAUCCAGCAAUAUAGAUAUGACUGUAUAUCUGAUGUUGUUCACAAUAACACACCAAGAAUAUAUAUGUUUGCUUUUGUGAACAGUUACUCGAUUCAUAUAUUCAAAGAUAUAUUUCAUGGAAGACAAACCAUAUGUUAGUGAUGCUUAUUUGUUGUUGUUGUUGUUUAUUGUAUUUGACAACAAAUGUAAUUGAUUUUAAUUUGUGUAGACUCUUGAAAGGCAGCUAUAGUGUUCAUCUUGUUUUAUCCCAUUAUCUAUGAAACUCAUAUUUUCUAGGUCUUUUAGUUUACUUCAUUAUCUGUUUCCGUAGUAACUGAGGAAAAUAUAUGUCAAUUUAGAAACCUGGGAAAGAAGUGUAGAUGUACCAUGUAAACAAGUAUCCCUUAUCUUGUACAUUGAAGACAUACCAUUGGAAUUAAUGCCAUGUUAAAAAAAUAUAUGCAUGGAUAUCUCAGACAUUUUUUCAGUCUGACAGGAGUUCUUUUUCACUUAUAGUUAAAAUAGAGGGACUUGCAAAAAUGUAACACACAUUCAUGAUUGAAAUGCUGGAUAUUUUUUUUUGUGCAUACAUACACCUAAAUGUAUACUGGCAUCCUGCAAUCACAGUUGUCGCAUUUGCACAGGUUUUGUGAUUAUUUUGUUAAAGGCGAAAUUGAUAUUGUCCAGCUGAAAAAUAUCCGAAAUACACAUCAAGAUUUUGUUGACAUAUGAUGUUUUAACAAUGUGGUAUACACUUCAUAUGAUUAUGUUAAUGUUGAAGAGUAGAUUAGUGCAGAAUGAGUUAACCUGUAUUACCGUAUAUAAACUAAACAGUCCUGACGUGCUGGUUAUCAUGACAGAAGUGUCGUAUUACAUAAGAUUAUAUACAUUUGGAAAAAGUAACAGACGAUAUUAACUUUGUCUACAACGAUCUUAUGUCUAUGAUCUUAUGUCUAUGAUCUUACGUCUAUGAUCUUAUGUCUAUGAUCUUAUGUCUAUGAUCUUACGUCUAUGAUCGCAUCAUGUACAUUUGAGAUACAGAGGGAUAUUUCAUUACAUCAUGUGCCAAUUUUCAGAACCUGGAGCAUUUGAGGAAUGUCUUCUUGCAUACAGUUGUUCAGCUAGUGUACUUCUCACACCCUGACAAAUGGGAAAUACUAACACAAAUAUAGAAGUGUUGUUUGUCCUGUUAAAAUAUUAUGUUUCAGUUUGAUAUAUUUUUUACAGACAUUUGUUUUCCAAUUUAUGUGGAACCAAUGAUCAUGUCCAUGUAGGUUAGAACAUGUGCAUUAUGUUUUCUGCUGGGAUUACAUGUUAUAACAUUUUUUUCUUAUCAUUAUCAAUCUAUGAAUACAGUCAUAUAAUCAACUGUCUUGCCAUCAAAAACUACUUUCAUUAAGUUUCAUUUUUGUAAGUGGAUAUUCCCAAAGGAUGUACUAUUUGUGAUUAACUUCUACAGAAUGGAGCUAAUUGUACAUAAUUAUAGAAUGUAUAUUUACAAAGUAUUGUAUGAUGUUGUACCAGGAGAGGAAGAUCAAAAAUCCCAAUCAUAACAAUUCAACUCAAGUAUGAGCGAUUCAGUCUCAAGCUAGUUACAGGGUGUACACACCUGUUUAAACAGUUUUAAAGUGACACUCUUAUUCAAAAUCAAUACAUAUACAAAUAUAACAAACACUAAUUUUGACUGAUAAACUUCUAACUACCUCUGUGUAUCUAAUAUCAGAAAGCGCAAAAAAUAUCAAAUGAUUAGUGAAUGCUAAAAGAUUUACUGUGGUCUACGAUAGCUUCAUAUGGUAGAAAUACCGUGUUUUAUACUAAAUUCUUUCAAAUUAAACUCAGUAAGAACCAUUGAUUUUGACAUUUAUUCAUCCUUUUUGGAAGAUUAAAAUAAUACUAUUAGUUGUGAUAAAUCUUAUUUGGGAGUAAGAGUGCAUCUUUAUAGGCAUCCAUUUAAAUAUCCAUUUUAAGGCACUUCUUGGUAUUUUAUAUGCAAAUGUCCAGCAAAAAAAAACACCUAGCAAAUAGCAUCUCUCCGUCCUGAUUUCAGGUCUAUUCCUGAACUGUACCAUCCCUGUGUUGUCUGUUAUAAGUACAGGUCAUGUUUAUUGUAAGCAUUUAUAUUGUAACAACUUUGUUUUCAAUUAUAUUUUACUAGUAAAGCGAAUGGUUCUUGGACAUAUAGUAUUUUUUCUAAAUAUAUAUUUUUUUUAUUUUUGAAGAUAUCUGAAUAUAAUUUUCUUUAUAAUGAACUUCAGCUUUUCCUCUUUUCAAAUACUACAAAAUGAAAUGGAGUUAAUAAUUCUACUUUGUUUUCUCUGGUUUCGAAAGAUGUAUACGAAAGAGGUACCCAGUAUACAAAAGAGGUCAAAUUCUUGUUCAAUAGUAGUAGUUCUCGUUUUAAAUGUAAUUUUUAAACUGUGGCAAAAAUUGUGACUGUCCGAUAACAACUACUGUCUGAGGAAUUCUACUGUCCGAUAACAACUACAGUCCGAGGACUUUUACUGUCCGAUAACAACUGCUGUCCGAGGAAUUCUACUGUCCGAUAACAACUACUGUCAGAGGACUUCUACUUCCGAUAACAACUACUGUCUGAGGACUUCUACUGUCCGAUAACAACUACCGGUACUGUCUGGGGACUUCUACUGUCCGAUAACAACUACUGUCCGAGGACUUCGACUCUGUCGGAGACCAACUACUGUCUGAGGACUUCUACUCUGUCCGAUAACAACUACUGUAUGAGGACUUCUACUGUCUGAGAACUACUACUGUCUGAGGAUUUCUACUGUCCGAUAACAACUACUGUCUGAGGAUUUCUACUGUCCGAUAACAACUACUGUCUGAGGAUUUCUACUGUCCGAUAACAACUACUGUCUGAGGACUUCUACUGUCUGAGAACUACUACUGUCUGAGGAUUUCUACUGUCCGAUAACAACUACUGUCUGAGGAUUUCUACUGUCCGAUAACAACCACUGUCUGAUAGUGUUUGAAAAUCGGACUCCAUUUGCGGACUCUCAUAUGGGUGAUGCUAUAGUCAUGCUUUUUGCAACAGUAAGUAAUUUUCAAUGACCCUUUACUGUCUGAGAACUACUACUGUCUGAGGACUUCUACUGUCUGAGGACUUCUACUGUCCGAGAACAACUACCGGUACUGUUUGAGGACUUUUACUGUCCAAGAACAAAUUCUGUCUGAGAACUACUUACCUAUUGGUUACUUAAUAAGAAAUGACUACAGUCGAAACCAUGUUGGCUCAAACUGCUUUGCUCAAAAUCCUCGCUGGGUCAAGGGAUGUAAACGACAGAUUUCUUUAUGCUGAAUGUAGGCACUCCCGCUUGGCUCAAAUUUUUCGAGGCUCGAGGUGUUUUUGUCGGUCCCUGUGAGCCAACAGGGUUCCACUGUAUAUUUAUUUUGUUGAUUGUUGUAAUCAUAUGUUGACAAUGGUUGUUUAUUGUUUUGUUGAUUGUCGUACCCAUGUGUUUACAAUGGUUGUUCAUUGUUUUUUGACGAUUGUUAUAUAGUCUUUUAUAACUGUUAUAACUAAUUUGCAAAUAUUCCCAAGAUUACAUUUUUUCACACAAACUAUAAUAUAUCUAAGUACCAUGUUAAGCAGUCACACAAAAGUUUUACUUUGCCAAAUUAAUCCUGUAAGAACUGAAUUUCUAUCAGUGGUUUUAACUGUCAUUCUGGAAUUCUGGAUUUAAGAAUUGCCAACCAAUUCAGUCUGGUAAUUUUGCUUUUUGCUAUUUGUCUUGCCAAAAAGAAACACAUUUAUUUAUUUUUUAAAAGUCAUUAUGAUUCUCAGAUGAGGGAUAAUAGAGCUGUUAAUGCCCUCAUGUGUAUGCAUGUUGACAGAUCAUGGUGUUUCUAGCCGGACAGAACCACAAGGGAACCCUAGUUGUGUUUUAACACUGAUGUGGUGUAUGAGAAUAAUUUUCAUGAAUAAAUUUUCACCAUUAAUGAUUUAGGUCAAGUAACAUUCUUGCAGGUUAAAGCCAAUCUUGGUUUUUAUAAAAUAAACAAAUACACAACUGUGCUAGAACUCUUUUCUUCAGUCAAGAAUCAUGGGAUAGCCCCCAAUACACUACUGUGCUAUGCUUCUUUGUGUACCGUGGCUAGGAAACUCUCAAAUUUAUGAAUAUUAAUGAGGCAAUUUUAUUUGUUCUGCAAUGUACAAAUACUGAAAUAUUCACACACAGUGAAAAAAAAACUUAGGGGAAAGCUGGAUUUCAACUCGGCCCGCCAGAUUACUACAAAUUUUAUAACAGCCUUAUUAACCACUCCCCUAUGGAGACUGACAAUACAGAGACAUUGAAAUGUAAUUCUAACAUGUGAUUUCAUUGGAAGAAAAGUUGUCUCCCCUGCCUCAUCCAUAUUCAUUAAAAUGAGAUUUUGUUAGUCAAUUUUCCCAUGAUAUCAUGGAGUGUAAUGGAAGUGUCGUGGUUGCCAAGAUUGUCGGUCAAGGUGCAUGAUGACAUGACAAGUAUAAAUUUUAAUAAGUGAAAUUAUUAUGAUUUAAUGUUAAAUAUAAUAUUGUGUUGUUGGAAUGAUAAAUACACAUAAUUAAAAAAAAUCAUAAUACCAUUGUGAUGCAAUAAAUUGUUCAUAAAA
Mya arenaria is the source of this 10877-nucleotide messenger RNA. RefSeq lists its product as uncharacterized. Bases 78 to 2366 code for a protein of 762 amino acids. Gene Ontology annotation, biological process: regulation of transcription by RNA polymerase II. Lineage: Eukaryota; Metazoa; Mollusca; Bivalvia; Myida; Myidae. Gene Ontology annotation, cellular component: nucleus; cytoplasm; transcription regulator complex. The transcript has 14 exons. The record is from RefSeq and is a predicted model, not a curated record. Gene Ontology annotation, molecular function: DNA-binding transcription factor activity, RNA polymerase II-specific; RNA polymerase II cis-regulatory region sequence-specific DNA binding; protein dimerization activity.